This is a messenger RNA of Alosa sapidissima (American shad), 1225 nucleotides long. RefSeq lists its product as uncharacterized. The transcript is spliced from 6 exons. The record is from RefSeq and is a predicted model, not a curated record. NCBI's taxonomy places the organism in Eukaryota, Metazoa, Chordata, Actinopteri, Clupeiformes, Clupeidae. Bases 117 to 1022 code for a protein of 301 amino acids.
UUUUAUGUUGAACCCUCCUUUGCCUCCCACGUACGACAGUAAUUAUUUUGAAAUGCUUAAAUUGAAUGUCAACCGACUCUCAACUCAAUAGACUGUGAAGCGAACUGGAUGGAACAAUGACAGCGGAAAAUGGCACGACGUUUUGUGAGGGGAUGUACUCAAAACUUAUCGACUCUGAUGGUCCAUAUGACGAGCUGAGCUCUCCAAAUGUGCAGGAGCAACAUAUUGUACACGUCUCUCCAGCAAGAGGCAACUCCAGGCAACCUUACAAACUGGCCACAGCAUGCCUGACUGGGCUUUGUGUGAUCCUGCUUUUGGUCCUUGUGGUGAUGAGCUCACGUAGGAAUGUCUCUGAGGUGACAGCCGAUGCCUCCGCUGAGACCCAGCAGCAGACUCUUCCUGUGAACGUCACAGAACUGAUGGAGCAAAUGAAGAACUUGGAGAAGGAGAAUAAGGAGCUGGAGACGGAGAGGGAUAUCCUGCAGGAGAGGGUGAAGGCCUUAGAGGCAACCCCCUCAACCCCUCCUCCUGCACGUGUGACCACUCUGGCCCCGGCAGCCUCCCCGUCCCCACCGGACCUGCCUAAGUGCCCAGCAGACUGGCUCCGCUUCGAAAACAGCUGCUACUACAUCUCCCGCACCACACUGAGCUGGAUGGGCAGCCAGCGGUUCUGUCAACAGAGAGGGGGACACCUGGCCAUUAUCCAUACGGAAGAAGAACAGACGUUCAUUUGGAACAAGCUGGUUCGGGGACACUGGAAUGCCUACUGGUUUGGAAUCACCGAUGAGAAGGCUGAGGGGACCUGGCACUGGGUGGAUGGGACAGCGCUAAAUAUGAAUUCCAGUUUCUGGGAGGAGGGGGAACCCAACAACCACAUUGACGAGGACUGUGGUUACAUUGUGAAGACGCAGGUGCGGAGUCGUGUUCCGACUAAGAGCUGGUACGACGCACCGUGCGAGAUGCACUGGCGCUUUGUCUGUGAACUGGAGUUGACCGCCGUCUCCACAACAGCGAGUGUGUAGAGGAGGAAAAGCUGAUGUGGUGCACAGGCCUCCCUAAAUGCAGCUUGUGAAAUACUAAUAAUGCAAUAACGUGGAUAUGAAAUGAGAAGUGUACAUUCUUUUAAAUGGGAGGAGCACUCCCCUAUUGCCUUAGUUUGUUUUGCUUUUCCUGAAAUUGUAAGUGUAUAAACCCCUGAGAGAGAGAGAGAGAGAGAAAGAGAGAG